AUGAAGGUGAGGAAGCACGCGACGCCAGUGGACCCAGACCCGGGUUCGCUCGCUGGCAGGGGGCGUGGCCCUAUGGUUGGCUACCUGUUGUUCGGCAGUGCGGUUUUACGUUGUGCACUGAUUUUUUCGUCGUCCAAAAAACACACAUUCGUCGUCGUCGUCGUCCAAAAACAAGUCUUGGUUAUGGCCAAACCUGAAACUCUAGAAAUCGCCCGACUCGCUGCCGGAUUUGCGUCGCACAAAGCGCACGGACGCCGGACAAUCGCCGUCGUUCUGGCGAAUGUUGACACUGGGGCCGGAACGGCACCGGCGACGUGUAAAAAUAUGAACUACGCGACAAGUAAUAUGCGGCGACAUCAUCGGUCAACAAUCGCCGCCAAUGUUGACAGUCGUGCAGCAGCUCACCACACGACGGUGCCGAACCGAACAUGGACCGAGGACGAGGUGGAGGUGGAGGACGAGGUGGAGGGCGAGGACGGAAAAGGGCCGCCAGCGGCACGGGAGGUGGAAGGUGCGGGGCGUGCCAACGACGACGACGACGACGACGCAACGCCGACACACAAUUACCGGUCCAGCACACGCCAAUUACGGGUGGCAAUGGCUUGCGUGGCUCCCGGUGGUGUUCGGUGUCCGGUCAUAAGGCGUGCCACAGAAGUAUUGAGUUACACAGUUUGCCUCUAA
Soboliphyme baturini is the source of this 681-nucleotide messenger RNA. Lineage: Eukaryota; Metazoa; Nematoda; Enoplea; Dioctophymatida; Soboliphymatidae. The record is from the annotation of a GenBank genome assembly.